AAUUGAAAUCGAUGGUUGGUUUCUAUAUCGAUAUUUUCUCAAACUUUUCAGCUAACCAUAACAAUAAAUACAUACAUUAAGCACCUUUAGUACACUAAAUUGAAGGCAAAAUACAAUUCUAACUUGUUAAUCAUUAAAGCAUGAGAAUUAUGACCGACUAAGCAAGUCAUGUGAAUGCAGUAGCUGAACCCCGAAAGCUAGAGAACAAAAAGUAUAAAUGUCGGAAUCAAUGUCAAGUGAUCACAAAAGUUUAUUAAAAGGUCAUUCCUCCCAAUAUUUAAAACUAAAUGUUGGUGGUCAUUUAUACUAUACCACAAUUGGAACACUGACAAAAAAUAAUGACACAAUGCUGAGCGCAAUGUUUAGUGGUAGAAUGGAAGUACUGACUGAUUCGGAAGGAUGGAUUUUAAUUGAUCGCUGUGGAAAUCAUUUUGGCAUCAUUCUUAAUUUUUUAAGAGAUGGCACUGUCCCGUUACCCGAAACUAACAAGGAAAUUGCAGAAUUGCUUGCCGAAGCCAAAUACUACUGCAUUACCGAGUUAGCUAUUUCUUGUGAACGGGCACUAUAUGCGCAUCAGGAGCCAAAGCCAAUUUGCCGCAUUCCACUUAUAACUUCACAAAAGGAAGAGCAGCUUUUAUUAAGCGUUUCUUUAAAGCCGGCUGUUAUUCUUGUGGUUCAGCGCCAGAAUAACAAGUAUUCGUACACAAGUACAUCAGACGACAACUUAUUAAAAAAUAUUGAACUAUUUGAUAAGCUUUCGUUGCGCUUUAAUGAACGAAUUUUGUUCAUUAAAGAUGUAAUUGGACCCAGUGAAAUCUGCUGCUGGUCAUUUUACGGACAUGGAAAAAAAGUAGCUGAAGUCUGUUGCACUUCAAUAGUUUAUGCGACUGACAGAAAGCAUACUAAAGUGGAAUUUCCGGAAGCUCGUAUUUACGAAGAAACGCUACAAGUCUUGCUUUAUGAAAACCGCAAUGCACCAGACCAAGAGCUCAUGCAGGCAACGUCUUCGGCACGAGUAGGAAGUGCUAGUGGAACCAGCAUUAAUCAGUAUACAAGCGAUGAGGAAGAAGAACGCACUGGACUAGCGCGAUUACGAUCUAACAAGCGUAAUAAUCCGUCCUGAUUUACAAAAAUUUAUUACAUAUGAUUGACAUUGUUUUUAUAAACGAUUAAAAAAUAUAUAUAUGUUUUCUUUUCUUAAUAAAACGUAAUAUUUCUGCGGUUUGGUCAGUUAUAGGUGUAGUUAAAAUGAAAUUGUUUUUUGGAUUAUCCUGUUAAGAAGAAAUGGUAUCCAUGGUAUUAACAGUUAAUAAGCUUAUCUUCCCUAGCCAACCGUAGAACGAUCCUUUGACCAGUGGUAAAGUUGAUAGUCCCGAGCAUAUUAACUAGAAAUUACAUUAUCUUUACACUGUACACCUAACAAUGGAUUGCAUAAGCGCUAUUCUGUCCGAAAAGUCUCCUUUAAUAUCAAAUUUUGACUACUGCUUUAAUGUUAUCAAUAAAACCUCUACAGGUCAAAACUAAAUAUCACGUUUUAAAAACGAUGUUUUUUAAAUUUUCCAAAACAUCGAUGUUUAUAUUAAACAAUCGAUGAUUUUAGGUUCAUCACUAUUUGAAGAACAAUAAGAAGAGCAACAACACCAAAGGUAUGCACUAAAAUUUGUUCAACUGAUGUAAUUAACUCAAUUUCAAUUUUUAGCUUGUAGUCAUAUAUAUAAAUAUAUAUAUAUAUCCUUAUCUCCAUACAGAAUAGACAUUUCUUGGCAUUUUGGCAGAAUUUUUAUACAUAAACACACGGGUUGAUCAUCUUGGUGUUAUUUUGGACCAUUAUUUACCUUCCCUACCUAACCGUAGAACGAUGCUUGGAACAGUCUUUAUUUGAAAGUUCAUUCAUAGUAAAGUUGAUAGUCCCGACUUGGUUAGUCGGCUGAACUUCUCUGCUUCAAGCACAUUCAUUGAAAACUACAUACCCAUAAUCUAAAAUCAUUAUAGACCUAGCUAUGAGUUGCAUGACCCUUAGAGUAUUAUUUUCUGACUGCAAUAGACUAUCAAAUAAUAUGUAAUAUCGUAAACCAACCAAUUAUUCCGUUUUUAACAAAUAGUAAGAUCUUACUAAUAUUUAUAUUAUAUUUUUUCAACUUACUCGUAGAAUAAAAUAGGAUAUAUAUAUAGUGACGUAUUCACGCCAACUCAUCACGCUCAGUUAAUUGAGUUUCGUCUGCUCUCUCUAAAGCUCUUCUUAACGUAAACAUCCAAGAACAUCACAUGAUUUUACCGUUUAAAGCUAUUUUCUAUUCUUUAUGUCUGUAACCCCUUCUCAAUCUCACUCACAUUUGAAAUUAGUCUUAAGUUGAAAGUUAUACUGUAAAGUUCAAUAAGUCUUAAACCGAUAUUUAAUAAAAACCACAACCGAA
Messenger RNA from Drosophila simulans, 2414 nucleotides. RefSeq names its product BTB/POZ domain-containing adapter for CUL3-mediated RhoA degradation protein 3. Gene Ontology annotation, molecular function: protein binding. NCBI's taxonomy places the organism in Eukaryota, Metazoa, Arthropoda, Insecta, Diptera, Drosophilidae. Bases 218 to 1123 code for a protein of 301 amino acids. Gene Ontology annotation, biological process: protein homooligomerization. The record is from RefSeq and is a predicted model, not a curated record. The transcript is spliced from 2 exons.